This is a messenger RNA of Candida tropicalis MYA-3404, 555 nucleotides long. RefSeq names its product Spr28p (gene SPR28). The record is from RefSeq and is a predicted model, not a curated record. Gene Ontology annotation, biological process: actomyosin contractile ring assembly; protein localization to bud neck; cytoskeleton-dependent cytokinesis. The transcript has a single exon. Gene Ontology annotation, molecular function: molecular adaptor activity; GTPase activity; GTP binding. Bases 1 to 555 code for a protein of 184 amino acids. NCBI's taxonomy places the organism in Eukaryota, Fungi, Ascomycota, Pichiomycetes, Serinales, Debaryomycetaceae. Gene Ontology annotation, cellular component: septin ring; cytosol; cell division site.
AUGAAAAUUAAUAGAAAUCCAAAUAUUCAAGAUUUUAGAAUUCAUUUAACUUUAUAUUUUGUACAACAUAAUAUUAAAGGGUUAUCAAAAUUUGAUAUUUUAAUGAUGUCUAAAAUUUGUCAUAGAGUAAAUUUAUUACCUAUAAUUGCUAAACGUGACGGAUUAACUAAUCAUGAAUUAUCAAUUUGUAAAAAAAAUAUCUUGAAAGAUAUUAUGGUGAAUAAUAUCAAAAUUUAUAAUUUUUUGAGUAAUGAUGAAAAUAAUGAUGAUGGUGGGGAAGAUUUUAUGACAUUAUCUUCUAGAGAAUAUAAUUAUUUAAAUGAAUUGGAUAGAGUUGUUCCAUUUUCUAUCGUUGGUUCAAAUACUGUUGGUGAAAAUACAGGUGCUAUUACUAGAAUAACUAAAUGGGGGUCAAUCAAUAUUGAAGAUGAAAAUAUUUGUGAUUUCAAAUUGUUGAAAAGUAUCAUUUUUGAAACUCAUUUACAAGAAUUUAAAGAUGUCACGGUUGAAAAAUUGUAUGAAAGCUUUCGUAUUGAACAAUUAUUGAAAACUUGA